Molecule: messenger RNA, 2007 nt
Organism: Blastomyces gilchristii SLH14081
Lineage: Eukaryota; Fungi; Ascomycota; Eurotiomycetes; Onygenales; Ajellomycetaceae
Product: hemolysin-III channel protein Izh2
Exons: 4
Coding region: 641-1594 (317 amino acids)
Cellular component (GO): membrane
Molecular function (GO): signaling receptor activity
Source: RefSeq, a predicted model, not a curated record
AAAUAGUUAACUACUCCGUAACUUAUCAUUGAUUCUAAUUUUGAGAAAACCCGCCCAGGAAACAAACUCACCAGCUGUAUGAACAACGACGUGUCCAGCGCUAAUGAUAACCGGGCGGUGCUGACUGGUCUUCUUCACAGUACGCCAGACGAAAAAAAAAGGGAAGAAAGAAACCAGGAUUCUUCACCCUUGCUGGAAUAGGAAAUGGUGCCCUGGUUGAUUUGUAAAUCCCAUCAUCAUACUUGUGGAGGGAGAUACUGGUUGGUCAAAAAAAGAAGGCUGCCGUGGCCCCCAAAAAGCCCCAUCCAAGCGGCAUCGCUGGGCAUUAUCAUUGAAUAUUAUGAUUGGAUCUCAGGCCAGCCGCCGCGGACUCGCAACGGCAACCCCCGUCUGGGCACUGUAUAUGGGGCCGGCGACCAAUCACUUAGCGUUCUUUGUCACAUUCCAACAUGUCAACAACGCAGCCUUGUGGGUGAAAACGUGAGGGCUGGUGAUAGGAGCAACGCCCCGAAUUUAUUUGUUGAAGGACGUCCUUUCUUCUCUUCUUCUUUUACUUCUUUUUCUUCUUCUUUCUUAGCCUCAUGUGUUCCGUCGUAUACGAUUCGCAGUAAUAAUCUAUAAUCUCCAAGCUCCCCCACUCAUGACUCUCUACCAACGCCUCUCACCCGCCCGCAGCGAGGGGGAUCGGACAGGUGGCAGCAAAGGUACCACCCCGCUCAAACAACAAAAUCCCGCCCAAAAACCCCAGCUCCUACGCGCCAGCGAGCUACCAUCCUGGUACGCACACAAUACCUACCUCCUCACCGGCUACCGACCCAUCACGGGCUCCGUGCGCCUGUGCAUCGACAGCCUGCGCACCCUGCACAACGAGACGGUCAACAUCUACUCGCACCUGCUCCCUGCCGCGAUCGCGCUGGCCAGCAAUGCGAUUCUGCAUCUGUAUUUCCGCGCGCGGUAUCCGGACGAGGCGGUACUGGCGCUGCAGCACCGGCUGGCGGUCCACAUCUACCUGACGACGUCGGUCUUGUGUUUUGGGAUCUCGUCUGCGUACCACACGCUGCUGUGUCAUUCGGAGGAGUAUGCGGGGCUGUGGGGGAGGAUGGAUUAUGUGGCUAUCCUACUGCAGACGAUCGGGUCGUUUGUGUCGGGGAUUUAUGUUACGUUUGAUUGCGAGCCGGGGUUGAGGCGGGUGUAUUGGACUAUGACUCUCGCACUGGGAACCCUAUCCGCCAUCAUCGUCGUGAGUCCCAAGUUCCAAAGCAGCCGGUGGCGGAUGCUCCGGCUCGCCACGUUUGUCGCAACGGGGCUGUCGGGAUUAUUGCCCAUCAUCCAUGCCGCGUGCAUAUAUCCGUAUGCCGAAUGGAGCCCGCGGGCGGGUUUGGGCUACUACCUGCUCGAGGGCCUGGCGCUCAUUGUUGGCACGCUCUUCUAUGCGACGCAUUUCCCCGAGUCGUGGACGCCGGAGAAGUUCGAUAUCUGGGGGGCGUCUCAUCAGAUUUUCCACCUGUUUGUGGUGCUCAGUGCCGGAAUCCAUAUCUGGACGCUUUUCAGCGUGUUGGAUUGGAUCUAUGCGAAUCCGCGGUGCGUGAUUUGAGGGAGUUUUCUAGGGACAAUAAUGAAAAGAUUAGAUUAGACUAUGGUUAAGAUUUGGAUAGCAGCAGCUGCUUGGAUAUAGACUUUGACUUUUUUGCACCGGUGGGGAAGGGUGUUCUUUCAAGCCCCUUUGUUUUUUCCCUUCCGUGUCCAUUUCUGCGUCAUUUGUUGGGGUAGUUAGUCAGACUCAUUCAUCUACGCUGUAGAGAGCUGCAUAUAGAGGUUAUUAUUAGCAAAGGAGGAGGGCUUGGGAAACUAGAUCAGGAUAUUAUCAACCUCGCCAACCGGCAAUAUUCAUGCCUCAACUCGUGGAGUUUCUGCAUUGUAUUCAGCGCGGGGGUUAGUGGGCGGGCUGUCUGUCUAUUCUUUCCAUACCGGAUCUCUCAUGGAUGAUAGAUAGAAAAUGAUCCGGGG